CCGGAAUACGAUCGCGUGAGGAAUCGCGCGAAAAUGGACGUGCCCGACGUGGACGACGCGCCGUCGGAAGAAACAAUGCACGGGAUCAAGCGGGAUGCACUGGAAUUCGUUCGCCGAUGCAAUCGGAAGCAUCGACGUGCCUUGCGCGACGAAAUCGCUCAAACGUCGAGCAACUGUUCUCGACAAAUACAGACGGUCGACGACGGGUCAUCCAUAGGAAACCUCGUUGCGGUGUACACAACGUGGGUGUCGAGCUCGGACGAGCAUGCAUCGAUUCUCCACGAGCGUUUGUUUCAUCGACGCCUUGUGCUGACGUCAAAUGCAGUCUUGCAUGGGGGCGUUUCCGUGGCAGGGUUGAUGGACGACAUCGUGGCAGCUCGCCCAGUCCCCGUCAUCGUCGCAUGGAAGCUCCAUGUUCAAUGCGCGUUGGAUUUCAACCAAGUGCUGUGUCGCCUCGUUUGUCCUGGCGUUCGAAAACGAGCGCAUCCUUCUUUGUCCCGUCAUAUUGAUGUCUCGACCCGCGGUGUCCAGGACAUCGUGCUUGCCCUCGCGUCAACUCCACCCGCGGCCAAGAACGAGUACUCUGCGAUUCUCCGCCACUUCCUCGCAUCGUACGUUGAUUCUAUCGACACGUCGUCCAGAAUGUAUCACGAUCGGACGCCUUCGUCGACUCGUAUCGUGCUGCGCGUCGCCAUCGACGCGGUCCUGCGAUACCUCUGCGACGUCGCCCGCAUCGCUGACGGCGCUUCCAAGCAUUUUGUUGCCGAAGUCAGCAUCUACCUCGAUUUUCUGAAGCAAGUAUCGCCCGACUUGGCCGCGCAUGGCGCCAUCCAGACGCUUCUCAAGGCCCAACUUCUCGCCCACGUGCAACUCGCGCCAUCGGGUCGCGCAGCUUCGUUGCUGCAUCAAGACUUUGCAAUCGCGCUUCGACGAGGUUUGACAGAGGCUUCGUUUGCUGCAGUGGUACAAGACUACUUCUGGACGCGGCCGUGGCACCUCCACCGGUUCUGGACGCUCGUUUUUGACGCGUUUCAUGGCGACGACUUGAUCCCGCAUGCUCUUGGCGCGGCGCACUCGUUGGCCAGCCAUGGUGUCCGCACUCUGAAUGCCGCGCAUGUCAACGCCAGCGUUUGUCUCGCAGCCCACGUGACGUCGCUGCCGAUCUUCCACUCGUGGUUUGAAUUGCAUUUUGGAAGCGACAAGCCGUCGGCAGAUGCACUUAUGGGACCACUCGUCGGUGCCAACGGAGCCGCCGAUGGCGCGGAAGCCCCUCGAUCGGGCAAACAAUGCCCUCACCCGGCAUCUACGUGCCGCUUGGUCUCGUCGAAGCGGACUAUUCAAUUUGUCGUGACGUGCUUUGUCGAACGGCUGCCGCACGAAACGUCGCGGGUCCAUCUCGACGUGCUCUUCAAAGUGCUCAAGCAGCAUUCGAGCAUGUACCCGGACUUUGUCCUGCACUACAUUCAACUCGCUCGCCGAAAGCUCACCGCGCUCGCCACCGCCGGCGACAACACCGUGGCCAUGCCAUCCGUUUUCCUGCAAAACCCGCCGACGGUAGACUCGCCACUCGACGUCCUAGAAUACAUCACGCACUUCCUUGACACGGGUAAAGUAUCGGGGAAACUUCGACAGCGCAUCCUGCUCCAGGACUCGACGUGGCAUGCAAAGCUCAAGCCAGGCCUCUUAGCCGCGCGGGACCUCCACAGCCACGUGCUAUCGCUCGGGUGGAUGCAGCUGGUCCACACCCUCGCGCGCGACGGCGCGGUCGGACCAUCGGAAUACGCGCCGUUCGUUGCCAAGAUGCACACGAUUUUGCAAUCUCGCGCGGCUAGGCAAACAGUCGCUGCAUCCAGCGUCGUGCACCUCGCACAGGACUUUGUACACGUUGCCACGCGAGCUAUCGAACCGUCGCCAUCGGAUAUCGGCGACCGACUCGUUCGUCGGCUCCAGGCAGUCGAAGAUGAGUCCAACAAGGUCAUCGAAUAUGUCGACGGCGCCACGAUUCUGGCCGUGCACUGGUCGACAAGCCGAGAUCUUUUGACCGCCAUGUGGACUCACGGCUUGGCAUCACAUCACGAACGAAGCAAGGCGCUCGAGCACAUUCAAACGUUGAUCACGAGCGCGCUGGAGAUCCACUUGCCAGCGUCGGCAUCAGCACCACUCGAGCGGAAUGAAAGCGACGAUGCUCACACCAUCAUUUCGCUUGCUCGUCUUGUCUGUGUUGCUGCGAGGACCCACGUCGACGCUGUGACUGCGUUUUUGGAUAAACUCGUUCAGCCUCCCAUCCUUCAGUGGCAUCUUGACCGCCUCCUUCGACUGUGCAUCCAAUUUGCGACGUGCCUGCCCGGCAACGACCGACCUACCGUUCCUCGGAGCGUGCACGGCUUUUUAGCAUGGAUGCACUUGCGGCACAUGUACGGGGGCGUGUUGCACGUUGUGGCCGAGCUCGAGCCGCUUGUGCAGUCGGACGAGUCGGCGGCGCGCAGUCCACAUGACACCGCGUUGACGUCGUGGUUGGAAUUUGAAUUGCACCAGCCGACGCCGCUUUGUGACGAGUCGUCCUCGUACCGGUUUGACUGCUUCACGAGCCACUUCAUGCUGCUCCAUGAAAGCAUUCAAGUCGCUGCCAUUACGACGGUUUGCAGCCUUGGAAAGGAACUGCUGCGACACCAAGCGCACUGCUUUGAAAUAUCUCCACCAACGUGCCAUCCAACGCUUGCUUCAGCCACUCGACUGCCGAAUGGACAACUGUUGCACCCCGUGUGGCUGCUGCACGCGCCAACUCGCCCCGAAACGACCUCACCCUUGUGCCGCUUGGACGGUGGGAUGGCCCUCUUCCAUCAAGUCGUGCCGGUCCUGUUCGCCAACAAGAAAGAGAUGAAAGCGGCAAAUCUCCUCACGGCCCUCGUCAACACGUUCAUCGAUGCCGCACACACACUUCUGCUCGCGCAGUCUGCACGGCCCACUGCCACGACGGCCCGAGUCUGCCUUGUUCUCGUGGACCUGCUGCAGGCAGUCCUUGCUCACAGCAAUGAUCGUGGGGCUACCACCUCCGCGACGAAGCUCCAGCGCACUGUCCGAGCAUUCGUGACGACUCAUCUCGAAGGACUUGCCCCGUGGCCCCCACGCAUCUCGAGCAUGCUCCACAUUCUGCUACCCAACGUAGCCAACGUCUUCGACUCCAUCGCAGACCCGGCCGACGCUUCAGCAACGUGCGACUCGAUGUUGAUUGCUUCCUUGGUCGUUUCAGUCAAGCACCAGCCCCAUCCGCUGCCGAACGUGUACACCCAUCUGCACGCCGCCCUGUGCACCCCAUCGAUGGCGCUUCCACGGCUGUACACCAUUGCAUCCCUUCACCUCGACGCUGCCAUCGACAUGACCCUGAACGUGCUUCGCCACUGCAUGUCGUGGGCCGAACCGGGCGCGACGCCACGAGCCACAGAGCUCGUGAGGCAUCUCCACGACACGUUGUCUGUGCCGCCCAACACACUCGUGGUCCUGGAUCGCCUCGUUCGAAUGUACUUCGCUUCGUGUUCCAACGAAGGCAGUCCCAGCAUGGUCGUUCCCGCCCCGUUUCUCACGACGCUGGUCGAGAUGACGCAGCUCGUGCUCGGCCACGAUGUCCAGCGCUGCGGCCAGUUGGUGUUGGAUUGUGCUAUUGUCACGUCGCCGUGUGCAGCAAUGUGGUUUCUAUUGCUCCAAGUGGACAUCGACACAUCCGUGGUCGACGAUUGCGUCCAAAUGCAUGGUACUGCUUGGUUGGAGCGCACGUGCAUGGCAUUCUUGGCCUACCGCCGCAUGCCACCGGACAACAUCCCGAUUCCGUCGACAGCUCACGCCAGACUCGCCACCGUGCUCGAAAACGUCCUCGCUAGCGCUCGCCGCCUCGCCGUCCCGUUUGCCACGGCCGAGUACUUGAUGCAACUUCGACCGGUGGUGUCCCCCGACCUUCAAACCAAGCUUGAAGCGAUUUCGAUUCUCGAAGAUAAUGAUGACUUUGCACACGACCCGACGCCGUCUUUCACGUAGCCGAUGGUCUGUCAGACUACCCCCAUGAGUCGAUGAAAACGCCGUGGAUGAUGUAUCAAAAUAGCAGCUGCAGCCACCGCAUUACAGGCUCGUGUAAUCGCCUUGUCUACGACGUCUGCCGAGGCGAGUUUGCGUCCAUGCUGCAAACGCUACCACGACUGCGCAUGCCCCCAUCAG
Aphanomyces invadans is the source of this 4206-nucleotide messenger RNA. RefSeq lists its product as hypothetical. The coding region runs from base 34 to 4029 and encodes 1331 amino acids. The record is from RefSeq and is a predicted model, not a curated record. The transcript has 6 exons. NCBI's taxonomy places the organism in Eukaryota, Oomycota, Saprolegniomycetes, Saprolegniales, Verrucalvaceae.